Molecule: messenger RNA, 1401 nt
Organism: Arabis nemorensis
Lineage: Eukaryota; Viridiplantae; Streptophyta; Magnoliopsida; Brassicales; Brassicaceae
Source: the annotation of a GenBank genome assembly
AUGGUUCAAUGGUUGAUGACUCGCUUUGUUGGUCGAAAUCAUCCAGCAAAUGCUUUUCAUUACGUUUCUAGAUUAGCCACUAUAAACGGUUUAAGUGACAAAAAAAUCAAAUUUCUUAUAAACCCUCGAAUUAGUCCCAGUUCAAACGCAGGGUUUACUCGAUUAUCAGAGAAAGAAGAAAAAGAGAACGUCAAAAAUGAUUCAAUUGUUAAGAAAAACAAACCGCCGAAAUACGGAGACCUUGUAACCAUCCUCAGCCUUGACGGCGGCGGAGUCCGAGGAAUCAUCGGAGGAGUCAUCCUUGCUAAUCUUGAAAAACAUCUUCAGGAGAUCGAUAAUGACAAAAGCAUGAGGCUAGCUGAUUAUUUCGACGUCGUAGCCGGAACCAGCACCGGUGGCCUUAUGACGACCAUGUUGACUGCACCGAACAAGGCCGGUCGGCCGCUUUAUGCAGCCGAUGAGAUUGUUCCGUUUUACUUUAGAGAGGCUGCUAAGAUAUUUCCACCAGGAAGCUGGAUGAUGUCGAUUAUAAAACUGUUGAUGGGUCCAAAAUACAACGGAAAUGAUCUACGAACUAUAUUAAGAAAUCUUCUUGGAGAGACAAGACUUCACGACACACUCACAAACAUUGUUAUACCUACCUUCGACAUCAAGGAACUGAAACCCACCAUCUUCUCCUCUUAUCAGGAGUCGGUUAACCCUAGCUUGAACGUCAAGUUAUCAGACAUAUGCAUUGGCACAUCGGCUGCUCCCACUUACCUUCCUGCUCAUUACUUUAGCAAUAAAGAUAAACAAGGAAAGACGACAGAGUUUAACCUCAUAGACGGUGGUGUUACUGCUAAUGACCCAACUUUGACGGCCAUUACUGCUGUGUCUAGGCAAGUUUUGAAGAAUCAUCCUGAUAUGUAUGGGCUCGAGGCGUUAGGUUAUGACAAGUUUCUCGUGAUAUCGAUAGGGACAGGAGCCUCAAAAAAGGACAAGUAUAGCGCCACAGACGCUGCAAAAUGGGGAAUCGAAAAUUGGGCGUACAACUUCAAAUAUAAUUCAAAUCCGAUACUAGAAGUGAUACUGGAAUCAAGCCGGGACAUGGUCCAAUACCACACAUCUGUUCUGUUUCAAGCCCUAAAGUCCGAGGGUAAUUACCUCAGAAUCGACGUUGAUACAUUGAAACCAGAUGAAGUCUCAAUGGAUAAAGCGGCGAUGCCGAACUUAGAGAAUCUAAAGAGUAUUGGAGAAAAAUUACUAAAAAGCAAUGUCGUGCGUAUGAACCUAAACACAGAUAUAUAUGAACCUGUUCCUCGAAAUGUCACCAAUGAUCAAGAACUCAUGAGGUUUGCGAAAAUUCUCUCGAAUGAAAGAAAAAUAAGGAACGAAAGAAGCAAGACAAUGAUUGAUAAAUAA